This is a messenger RNA of Puccinia graminis f. sp. tritici CRL 75-36-700-3, 588 nucleotides long. RefSeq lists its product as uncharacterized. The record is from RefSeq and is a predicted model, not a curated record. Lineage: Eukaryota; Fungi; Basidiomycota; Pucciniomycetes; Pucciniales; Pucciniaceae. The transcript has 5 exons. Bases 1 to 588 code for a protein of 195 amino acids.
AUGGUUGUUCUGGUAGAGAAGCCCGGUGGCUUACAGUGGCUCAAGCCUCAAGGUUCAGCUGGCUUGUAUGGCGCCAUUGAGACACCCACGCACAUAAAUAAACGCACCUCCUGCAACAUCCGGCCGGAAGGCAAAAAAACUAUCAAUCCAAAUCCUCCAACGAUGUCUUUUAUCAACAUUUCCCAGAGAGCAUACAUCAUCAAAUUUGCACUCGUAGCUUUUAUCCUUACCCUCAGGAUCCACUCGGGCCAGGCUGUAGGCGGGAGAAGACAACAAUGUGGCUACCAUUUCUUCUUGGCCGACGCGAGGCAGAAGCGAGCUUCUUGCAGGCAGGACAACGAACAUGAUAAUCAAUGUGCGCCCGAGAGCUGUAGGAGCGAUAUCGACGGAUUCAAGUGGGACCAGCUCGAAUUCUGGUUUUGCCAUCCAGUCGACGGUUUUGUAUUGCAUCGACCCAUAAAACCAGCCCAAUAUUUUCGUCGAGAUAGCUACGCUGAGGUUCAGGAAGCUGGUACCCCCAAUUGGUUCCGUUGUGCUUACUCGUAUGCAUCUAAUCGUCAAUUGAUGAUCUGUAACGACUGCUUGUGA